Messenger RNA from Malaclemys terrapin pileata, 929 nucleotides. RefSeq names its product stum, mechanosensory transduction mediator homolog (gene STUM). The transcript is spliced from 3 exons. The record is from RefSeq and is a predicted model, not a curated record. The coding region runs from base 476 to 874 and encodes 132 amino acids. Lineage: Eukaryota; Metazoa; Chordata; Testudines; Emydidae.
GAGAAAGAGAAUGUGCAUUGGGGAGAGCGUGAGGGAGACUGUGUGUGAGUGUGUGUGUGUUGGGGGAGUGUGAGGGAGACUGUGAGAGAGUGUGUGUGUGUUGGGGACAGUGUGUGUGAGCGUGUGUGUGUUGGGGGACUGUAUGUGAGAAACUGCGUAUGUGAGAGAGAGGGAGUGUGUUGGUGGAGUGUGUGUGAGUGACUGUGUGAGAGAGAAGGUGCGUGUGUGAGAGAGAGGGUGUGUGUUGGGGAGUGUGGGGGGAGACUGUGUGUGCCCGAGUGAGUGUGGCAGCGCACUGUCUCUUUAAGCCGAGCACUCAGGAGCCGGAGCGCUUGUUCAGCACAGCAGCAGCGGCAGCUCCCACUCCUGAGCCAGAGACACCAGCACAGACAGGCUCCCUGUGCCCCCAGCCCAGCUCAGCCGAGACCCGCUCCGGCGCGGCCGCCUCUAGCAGCGGGCGAGCUCCGCGCCAGCCAUGGAUCCGCUUCCCAAAGAAGGGGAGCCUGCCCCGGCGGCGGCCGGGGAGCCCAGCAGGGGCACUGCCCCCUCCAGCGGGGUGGUGGUGCAAGUCCGGGAGAAGAAGGGACCCCUGCGCGCUGCCAUCCCCUACAUGCCGUUCCCCGUGGCGGUCAUCUGCUUGUUCCUCAACACCUUCGUGCCAGGGCUGGGGACAUUCGUGUCUGCCUUCACUGUGCUGUGCGGAGCCCGGACUGACCUCCCUGACAGGCACAUGUGCUGCGUCUUCUGGCUGAACAUCGCCGCGGCGCUGAUUCAGAUUCUGACGGCUAUCGUGAUGGUUGGCUGGAUCAUGAGUAUAUUUUGGGGGAUGGACAUGGUCAUUCUUGCUAUUUCACAAGGUAAGUUUUUCUUCUAAUUCUUCUCUUAACUUCCAGUGGCUAAAAUCCUGUUUUACCUACUCCGGCAAAUUU